Monodelphis domestica (gray short-tailed opossum) is the source of this 10928-nucleotide messenger RNA. It is a transcript of the gene SBNO1, whose product is annotated as strawberry notch homolog 1. The record is from RefSeq and is a predicted model, not a curated record. Gene Ontology annotation, molecular function: chromatin DNA binding; histone binding. Lineage: Eukaryota; Metazoa; Chordata; Mammalia; Didelphimorphia; Didelphidae. Gene Ontology annotation, biological process: regulation of DNA-templated transcription. Gene Ontology annotation, cellular component: nucleus.
CGCUUCCUCGCUCAGUCUCUCAGUUGAAGGGGGGGAGGGGGGGUUUAAAUUUACCUUUCCUGCGCACCGAUUGGCCAUGGUGGAGGGAAGUAAGAGCUGCGAUUGGAAGACCUUAGGCUCCGCCCGUCCCCGUGACAAGUUGCUCGCUGUGGGGAUGUUUAUAGACGCUCUGCAGCAGCAGCAGCCCCAGACGGCGCUGGAGCGAGCGCGGCUCUGGGCUCGUGAGCGCUGGCUCUUCUCCGCCUCCGCUGUGGGCCAGCGAAUGAGCGUGGGAGUUCUGGCGGGGUCUUUGCACUUCUGGCCAGAGGCUGCUCUUUGACCCCUUGACCCUCCGUCUGUCCAUCUUUGCGACCCGAAGCUUGGCUCGUUUGUUGUUGUUCCUCUGGGAUCGUGAGCAAGAUGGUGGAGCCAGGACAAGACUUGUUGCUUGCUGCUUUGAGUGAAAGUGGAAUUAGUCCAAAUGAUCUUUUUGAUAUUGAUAGUGGAGAUCCAGGCCUUGCAACCCCAACACCCACUCCACCUGUUCAGCAGUCAGUGCCACUUAGUGCAUUAGAACUAGGCUUGGACACUGAGGCAACAGUUCCUGUUAAACAAGAACCAGAGACUGUAUCUACUCCAGCACUAUUAAAUGUUAGGCCACAACCACCAUCUACUACAACUUUUGUGCUUAAUCAGAUAAAUCAGCUUCCAACUUUGGGAACCACAAUUGUAAUGACUAAAACCACACCAGUAACGACUACAAGGCAAACAAUAACUUUAACAAAAAUUAUCCAGACUAGCACAAACACACGGCCUUCAGUUUCAGCACCAGCAGUCCGUAAUGCCUUGACCUCUACACCUUCAAAGGACCAGAUGCAGCUGAAAGAUCUGCUGAAAAAUAAUAGUCUUAAUGAACUCAUGAAACUGAAGCCGCCAGCUAACAUUGCUCAGCCAGUGGCAACAGCAGCCACUGAUGUCAGCAACGGAACAGUCAAAAAAGAAGCUUCUAAUAAGGAAGUUGCACGAAUAUGGAUAAAUGACAUAAAAAUGAGAAGUUUUUCUCCCACUAUGAAAGUACCAGUGGUUAAAGAUGAAGAAGAACCAGAGGAAGAAGAUGAAGAAGAAAUGGGCCAUGCUGAAACCUAUGCAGAAUAUAUGCCAAUAAAAUUAAAAAUUGGCCUUAGGCAUCCUGAUGCAGUAGUGGAAACCAGCUCUUUAUCCAGUGUCACACCCCCUGAUGUUUGGUACAAAACAUCCAUAUCUGAAGAAAGCAUUGAUAAUGGCUGGUUGUCAGCAUUACAACUUGAAGCUAUUACAUAUGCAGCCCAGCAACAUGAAACAUUUCUACCUAAUGGAGACCGAGCUGGAUUCUUGAUAGGCGAUGGUGCUGGUGUAGGAAAAGGGAGAACUAUAGCUGGAAUAAUUUAUGAGAAUUACCUUUUGAGUAGAAAAAGAGCACUAUGGUUUAGUGUAUCAAAUGAUUUAAAAUAUGAUGCUGAAAGAGAUUUGAGGGACAUUGGAGCAAAAAACAUUUCGGUUCAUUCAUUAAAUAAGUUUAAAUAUGGAAAAAUUUCUUCCAAACAUAAUGGAAGUGUAAAAAAGGGCGUUAUUUUUGCUACCUAUUCCUCUCUCAUUGGUGAAAGUCAGUCUGGCGGUAAAUACAAAACAAGAUUAAAGCAGCUUCUACAUUGGUGUAGUGAUGACUUCGAUGGAGUGAUAGUAUUUGAUGAAUGCCACAAAGCCAAAAAUUUAUGUCCUGUUGGUUCUUCAAAGCCAACCAAGACAGGCUUAGCUGUGUUGGAACUGCAGAACAAAUUGCCAAGAGCCAGAGUCGUUUACGCUAGUGCCACUGGUGCUUCUGAACCAAGGAACAUGGCCUAUAUGAACAGACUUGGAAUAUGGGGUGAAGGAACUCCAUUUAGAGAAUUCAGUGAUUUCAUUCAAGCUGUAGAACGAAGAGGUGUUGGUGCCAUGGAAAUAGUUGCUAUGGAUAUGAAGCUGAGAGGCAUGUACAUUGCCAGGCAAUUGAGCUUUACUGGUGUGACUUUCAAAAUUGAAGAAGUUCUCCUUUCCCAGAGCUAUGUUAGAAUGUAUAAUAAAGCAGUGAAACUGUGGGUAAAUGCCAGAGAGAGAUUUCAGCAAGCAGCAGAUCUUAUAGAUGCAGAGCAGCGAAUGAAGAAAUCUAUGUGGGGGCAGUUCUGGUCUGCUCAUCAGAGGUUUUUCAAAUACCUGUGUAUAGCAUCCAAAGUUAAGAGAGUUGUGCAGCUGGCACGAGAAGAAAUUAAGAAUGGAAAAUGUGUUGUCAUUGGUCUGCAGUCAACAGGAGAAGCUCGAACUUUAGAAGCCUUAGAAGAGGGUGGAGGAGAGUUAAAUGACUUUGUGUCAACAGCCAAAGGGGUAUUACAAUCACUCAUUGAAAAACACUUUCCAGCUCCAGACAGGAAAAAACUCUUUAGUUUGCUUGGAAUUGAUUUGACUGCUCAGAGUAACAACAGUUCACCCAGAGAUAGUCCUUGUAAGGAGAAUAAAGUCAAGAAACGAAAAGGGGAAGAAAUUAGCAGAGAGGCCAAAAAAGCACGGAAAAUUGGUGGCCUUACUGGAAGCAGUUCUGAUGAUAGUGGAAGUGAGUCUGAUGCCUCUGAUAAUGAAGAAAGUGACUAUGAGAGUUCAAAAAAUAUGAGUUCUGGAGAUGAUGAUGACUUCAACCCAUUUCGGGACGAAUCUAGUGAAGAUGAUGAAGAUGAUCCUUGGUUAAUCAGAAAGGACCACAAGAAAAGCAAAGAGAAAAAAAAGAAAAAAAGUAUUGAUCCAGAUUCUAUUCAAAGUGCCUUAUUAGCGUCAGGUCUAGGAUCAAAACGACCAAGUUUUUCUUCUACAUCUCUUGUCACUACUCCUAAUAAUACACAAGCUAACAGUAAUAGUAACAGCAACAGCCUUGUAACAAGUCAGGAUGCUGUUGAAAGAGCCCAGCAGAUGAAGAAAGAUUUGUUAGACAAAUUGGAAAAAUUAGCUGAAGAUCUUCCUCCUAAUACGCUGGAUGAACUAAUUGAUGAGCUUGGUGGCCCAGAGAAUGUGGCAGAGAUGACUGGCCGAAAGGGGAGAGUAGUAAGCAACGAUGACGGAAGCAUAUCUUAUGAGUCGAGGUCUGAAGCUGAUGUGCCAGUGGAAAUUUUGAACAUAACAGAAAAGCAAAGAUUCAUGGAUGGGAAUAAGAAUAUUGCCAUUAUCUCAGAAGCUGCCAGCUCAGGUAUUUCAUUACAAGCAGAUCGUCGAGCUAAAAAUCAAAGGCGAAGAGUACAUAUGACUUUGGAAUUGCCUUGGAGUGCUGAUAGGGCCAUUCAGCAGUUUGGAAGAACUCAUAGAUCAAACCAAGUUACUGCUCCAGAAUAUGUAUUUCUGAUUUCUGAAUUGGCUGGAGAGCAAAGAUUUGCAUCUAUAGUUGCUAAAAGACUAGAGAGUUUGGGGGCACUUACACAUGGUGACCGAAGAGCAACAGAAUCUAGAGAUUUGAGCAGGUUCAACUUUGAUAACAAGUAUGGUAGAAAUGCUUUGGAAAUUGUUAUGAAAUCCAUUGUGAACCUAGAUUCCCCAAUGGUAUCACCACCUCCUGACUAUCCAGGAGAAUUCUUCAAAGAUGUCCGACAAGGAUUGAUAGGAGUGGGCCUUAUAAAUGUUGAAGACCGCUCUGGAAUUUUGACUCUUGAUAAAGAUUACAAUAAUAUUGGAAAAUUCCUAAAUCGUAUUUUGGGUAUGGAGGUCCACCAGCAAAAUGCCUUGUUUCAGUAUUUUUCAGACACACUUAAUGCAGUUAUACAAAAUGCCAAAAAGAAUGGUAGAUAUGAUAUGGGUAUUUUAGAUCUUGGUUCUGGAGAUGAGAAGGUGAGGAAAACGGAUGCUAAGAAAUUUCUAACUCCAGGAUAUUCAACCUCAGGCCAUGUUGAACUGUACACAAUCAGUGUAGAAAGAGGAAUGUCAUGGGAAGAAGCAACCAAGAUCUGGGCUGAACAAACAGGACCUGAUGAUGGCUUUUAUUUAUCGUUGCAAAUAAGAAAUAAUAAGAAAACUGCCAUCUUGGUGAAAGAAGUAAACCCCAAAAAGAAGCUUUUCUUAGUUUAUAGACCAAAUACUGGGAAACAGCUGAAAUUGGAGACUUUGGCUGAUCUGAAAAAGAAGUAUAAGAAGGUAGUUUCAGAUGAUGCCUUGGCUCACUGGUUAGAUCAGUAUAAUUCAUCUGCAGAUACAUGUACUCAUGCAUAUUGGAGAGGCAAUUGCAAAAAAGCAAGUUUGGGAUUAGUUUGUGAAAUAGGUCUUCGAUGCCGCACCUAUUAUGUUUUAUGUGGUUCUGUGCUGAGUGUUUGGACAAAAGUUGAGGGAGUUCUAGCAUCUGUCAGUGGCACAAAUGUGAAGAUGCAAAUAGUUCGGCUACGAACUGAGGAUGGACAACGAAUUGUGGGUUUGAUCAUUCCUGCAAAUUGUGUGUCUCCCCUUGUAAACCUUCUGUCAACAUCAGAUCAGUCCCAGCAACUUGCAGUUCAACAGAAGCAGAUAUGGCAGCAGCAUCACCCACAGAGCAUCACCAAUUUGAACAACUUGUAAAGGAAUAGACUUACAGGCUUUGACAUGGAUGUUUCUGGAAAAGCUAUCCAAGCAUAUCAUUUGCAUAAAAAUCAGGGACAGAUUCCAAAGAAUUUUUUCAGUUGCGCUCUCUCUGGUAAUAUUUUGAGAAUGAGGAGGUACCUGGAAAAGAUGGCCAAACUGAGACUCAAGCGAUGCUGACGGUGGUGCAAAUGUCCUUCCCGACAUAGGCUUUUCCUCUAGUACUUAACUUCCCAUUUGCUUUGACUUUGGGCAAGCUGGGUUUUUUUUUUUAAUGGACUGUUUGUUUGUUUAUUUGUUUGUUUUUAUUUCUCAAACUAAGACCAUAAUUCGUGUGAAAAUGUGUGGGCUUUCCCAAACUGGCUUUACCUUGAUUUUGUCCUUCUGCGCUCAGGGUUUACGCAGGACAUCCAUGCCAUGGCUGGGAAAGACCUCCCAGGAUGCAUGUCUUUUGAGUCUAUAGAGAAAAUCUGUUGGUUUUUCUUUUCAACCUGUGUAAAACAGGUUUAGAACUAAGCAUGAAGUGGAAAUGGUUGCAUAUCAUGCAUUCAGGUUCUUUCCCAGUUUCUGUUUUGACAGUGCAUGUCUUUGAAAGCAUGCCAUAAGCAAAAGCCCACCAGAGUUAGGGAGCAGAGAGAAAGCCAGUAGAACAUACAGCUAUGGUUAGUGUAUUGUUAGAGGUUUUAGACCCAAGUACUGCUUUUCUCCCCUCCUCCUCUAAGGCAAAGUCCACCACACGGAUGCCCUUUUUUGUAACAAAAUUCUUAAAUUAAAAAUUAGUUCAUUGUAAUGUAUUAAUAUUCCUAAUGUGCUGCAAAAACGGCUCAAAGCCUGUUUUUCUCAAGAUGGCAUUUUUCCUUAAUUGGAGAUGGUUAUGGAAACUUAAGUGCAAAUUGACCUCUAUCUCGCAAAACAAUCCUCUUAUUUUUUACUUCAUUAAUGUAAUUUAAUUUGUCACUUGUAAGAUGAAACCUUACUUGAGCUGUAAACUAGACAAUGGGGGAAACACUUGAGGCUUCUGCUGUAUGUGCUCUUUGUUACCCAGUAACUUGAAUACUGUUUAAUAUGUUGUAAGACAUUUGUAGAGUUUAUCUGGAGCUGUUUAAAAUGGUAAUGUACAAAUGUGAAUAGUCACUUAUCUAUAAUAUGGGUAAGUUUUGUUUUGCUUAUAAUAGUAAAUGUUUAUAACAAGUGAGGGACAAUGUUUGUCUUUUUUUUUUUAAUUUGCUUGCACAGGUUGCACUAUUGAAAACUUUUGAGAUUGUAUAAACCUGUCCAGAAAGCUGCAAGACACCAAAAUCUUGUAGAUGUCAAAUAAAAGUUAUUGUACUAACAAGAAGUGGCCUCUUGCUUAGGCAGUCAUCCUUUUAGCAACUAGUUGUACUUUGGCCAGCCUACAGAAAUAAGUGUUGCUUCAGCACUCCAUUUAGUGGUCUAUUCCAGUGUAAAUAAGCUUUUCCUGCUGGGACGUGAUGAUAGUUGGUAGCACUGAUCCAUACUUGGACAAGGGCAAUUUCCACAUUGUUUCUUUUAGUCUUCUGGCAUUCACCUGAAGUAGAGAAUUUGUAUUGAUAUAAAUAGUUUGGUGCUUUGGUGGAGUGCAACCAUCUCUUUGGUGCCUGGUGUAUUUUCUUUAAGCUCAUACUUGGUUACUUGGACAUUUCAUCUGAGUUUACUUAACAUGCCUUCUAAUGGUAUUAAACUGGGAAGAAUGAUCUGUUCUCUUUUGGUCAUUUAUCUGAUUGAAGAAGUCUUUGUACUCCAGUGAUCUCCUCUUAGGAGCACACAAGGACUUGAGCUUCUGCCUAGCACUAGAGAGCUAAGAGCAAGAUGGCAAGAUUGCAGGGCCCAGGGUGGGGCAGGCCCCAGGGUGACUAGAGAUGAGAGAUUCUGAAAUAAAAACAAACUCUUCCAGCAGAAAGACACUGUAAAAGAGUAGGCCUCUGCUGGCUCCUAGCCAAAUUUCCAAACAGUUUUUUGUUUCUUUGAUGGUGGUUUUUAAGUAGAUCAUGUUUUCCUCUAAGGCAACACUAGAAUAGAUCUUCAGUAUGUUGUUAAGUGACACUAUAGUUGCUGUAUUUAAGUUUACUCUUAGAGCAGUUAAUCUUGCUGCAAAGGGGUGUGAUUUGUGAUAGUGUUUCUCAAUUUCUCUGUAGAAUGGUGUAUGUGGGUGUGUGUCUGUCUGUCUGCACACACGUAAAUACACACAUACAUUUUUUAAAUGACCAAAAAAAUUGUCCCCUGAAAAUUUCAGAAGUGAUUGUGAUGCUGAAGGUUCUAUAUUUGAAUCCUCAGUGUGGCAAAACAAAAAAUCUCAAUUUUUGCAGCCCAUAACUUUUGUGUUAUACUGUAAUGGUGACAUUCAGGUAGAUCAGCCUCAAGGGUAGGUAAGGAUCCUCAGCCCCCGUUCUAAGAAUUGAUUUCCAAAGUCUCAAAGUUAGAUGAGUCCUUUCUUAGCCAGAGUAGCUCAGCCUACCAUGUUGGAGAGGAUCAAUUAUCUGAUUGCUCUUCCUUUUCACCAGCAUGAUAUUGAGCUCUGAAUUUGUGUCCUUUAAAAAAAAUAGAAUUAUGGUUUAGGGUGUUUAGAGCUGUUUCUAUAUUUUUGAAUUCCAGACCAUACUCCUGUGCAAAAAAAACUUUUAGAUGCUUUCUUUAAAUUUCCUCAUUGCCAGAGAGGUCUGUAAUUCAGAAUGUCCAAAUAUGUCAACCAGUGAUUCAUAUUUAUAAGAAAAUUAGCAAAAUAUCUCUUAACAAAAACACAGCUUCAUUUUCUCUUUUAUGAUCUUAGACAUCAUAACGUAUACCGUUUAAUUUUCCAAAGAAUUUCUAGUUAUCCAACUCCAGGUAUAAGCUCUCUCUAGACCCAGUAUUAGUUCAAAGCUGCUAUCAGAGGCUAGUAACAUUUGGGACAAAUAAAGGCCACUACCUUUAAAUUGUACAGCAUUAAAGCGGUUGCCAGUGGACAAAAGCAUGCUUUACCCCUGUGACAAGGAAACUGUCAUCUCUUCAGGUCAAGACCAAGCUUCAUAUGUGUCAAGAUGGCUAAUUUAGAUGAUUUAAUUGGAUUGGGGUUGAGGCAGUUAAGAGGACAAGUGUUCUCUAACCUUGACAGUUACUUUGUCUUUUGGCAGGCAAGCCAAAAAGCUGCCAACUUAGUAAGGAGCAGAGCCUAUCUGUCCAGAGAGGUGUGAAGGUGUAAGGUGCCAGCAAAGAGCUUGGCGGGGAGGGAGCAAGCCCAGAACCCUGAGGGCCUCUCAAAUAAACCCCUCAUUUCUGCUUGGUUUUCUUUCUGCCUUGCUAGGAAGAUGGAAGCUGUAUAACUAUGAACUAAAAUGGAUAUAAUUGGAGAUUCUGUGAAUUAAUUAAGGUAUUGUUAUGUUCUGCACUAGAAAAGCAAUGACUAUUAUACCACCUGAGUGUUCAAUAUCUCCCUUGAUCUUCUACCCUCUGGUCACCUGAGGCCCUCAAGGCCAACUGCUUUAAUAGCUAAAACUUGAAAAAGCUACCAGUUCUCUGGUCAGAAUACAGUGUUUUUUAAGGGCACAUAAAUGAAGGAAACUUGUAUCUAUAAACAUGCAGCUCAAGUUAGCAAUUCCUUUCCUGAGUACUUGAGGUGAAAUCCCCAAACCCACUCUUAAAUCCUCCCCUCUACUAGAUGUGUACAGAACUCUGUGUAUAUAGACAUGUUGAAAUUACUCAGUUGAGGAAUGUAAAUAUUUUUUGUAAAUGGAGACAUUUUUCCCUUCUAGUUUUGAUUUCCCCCUUUCCUUCCCCCCUUUGUCCUAUUUAUUCACUUGCUGUACUACAGGGCAUGGGAGUUUUUUUAAUCUAGAAAAAUGUGAGGUAGUCUUAGCUGAAUUUCUCCAAAUACUUUUUAAGAUUUCUGUUUUGCAUCCUUACUUCUAGAACUUCAGCGGUUUUCGUGUCUUAAUAUUUUUAAACAUGCCUGUUUCUCAUUUUUGUUCCAAAAUUUAUACUGUGCAAUGCAUUGGGGGUGGGGGGUGGACUCGUGCAAUUUCUGAUAUUGUCAUCACGUGACCAUUUAUGCUCCUUUAUGUUGAUCUUUUAAUGCCAUAAUAAGCUCUUAGAUUCACUCUUAUCACAGACUUCAUUUUGAGCUCCUAUCUUCGGGGCAUUUGGAGUGUUCAGACUUCAUUUUUAAGCAAAUUAGGCUUAUUCCUCUAACCCUUGCACUUUAGACCCUUGAUUCAAUUUUUACAUCCCUGAUGUGCAACAAUUGAAGAGUAAGGUUGACAGUCUAAAAACAAACCAUGCAUGGCCCUUUUGUCACCGCCAUCCUCUUCUAAUUCUUUAAGGAGCCUCCACAAUCAACACUUCCAUUCUUGUGAAUAGGAGGAAGAAAAUGGUGGUCACCUUUUUUCUGCUUGUGUAUGUAGAUGCAUAUUGGUUUUUAAAGUUUUGAGCUGAUAAUAAAGUUUGAGUUCUUUGAGAAGCCAAGGGUCAUGGCCUUCUAUAGUAGCAUAUUAUUGUGCUGUCCAGCUGUACAUACUAGAGACAAAGCCUUAAAUUCAUGAUUUUAAGUGGUUCGGUAUAAUGAAGAAUGAGUAGGAAGCCAUUUACGGCUAUGUUAGACUUUUCACCUUAAUGGGCCUAGGAACUAAUAACUGCAUUUGGAACAGAAAUGGAGGCAUUUAGCAUCACCAACCAAACAACAAAUCAAAAACUGGAUGUUUGUUUUUGCCAUUAUGGACUCCUUACCAGUUUUUCCAUGUGGAGAGAAGCAGUGUUAUUGUUGUUUUGGUCUUCCAUAGCAAAGGCUACCACCAAACAGGUGGUUUCUGGCAUAGUGGGAUAAGAAAAGCCCCCUCAGUAAAACUGCCCAAUUUAGAUCUUUAUUUAGUGCUGGGAGAAUUGGAGGAGAAAAGAAAUCACUACCUUGGAGGUGAAACAAGCCCAGUGUACCAACACGCCUUUUUUUUUCCUGGUAAGAAAAUAAUUUUAGCUGUUUUUAAUGUAUAGCAAAGGCUUUCAUUCAUGACUGGAUUUUAAGUAGGGCAUUAAUAUCCCAAGAGUCAGGAAGAUCGUAUACUUCUUGACUCUUACGAUGUUUAGGAAAUCUGUUUUAACAAGAUUGGGCUACUCCUUUUAUUUGAUAAAAUCCUUUUACAAAUACCUCCGGUGCCUGACCUUGUUUAAACACUUUCCCCCGCUCUUGUCUCUCUGCCUUCCAUCUACAUACAGUAAAAUUGAAAUCUUGUGUUUGUAGCAUCAUAAAUCCCAUUUGUGGCGAUGUCUGACAGCACAACUAUAGCACACUCUACCUUAACUACAGAAUCUAGCAAAGAGGAGGAAGCUCAGAGAGAGAAAUCAGUUGAGUUGUCAUAGAGAAGAGGGCCAAGGGCAGGGAACUGAAUUUCUGGUGGUCAUCACAUUUGUUAGACAGAUUCAUAUUCAGGGAAGUCUGCAGUCUAGGGAACUUUUCACUCCUAAACUCAGUGUUGCUAGGAACUAAGAUGCUUGUGCCGAGUCCUGGGAGGGGCCCCUGCUUGCCCAGAUGAAACAUUUCUAGUCAAAUGCACCCUGGGAGUUGGGGGUGACAGGCAGCACUUUUGAUAGUAUUCUAGCACUUAAGAGGAUAAAGAGACUUGAACUAUUGAGAUGUUUUUCUUUCUGGCCUUGACUUUUCCAGGCAGAGAGAACUUUUCAUGAGGUACAUUAACGGUCUAACUGUUGUGAGAAAAACCAUCCAUCUCAUUGGGUUAUAAGGAAAUUGCAAAACUGCUGAUCCUUCUCAGUGACCACUUGUAUCUACCAUCAUUCCAUGAGAGGUGGGAAGAGGUACUUGUAUCUCUGCAGUAAGAUUUGCCCUGGUUCUACCUCCAGCAAAAGAGAUUUUUAUAUGUAGGCCUAGAACCUCCUUCUGAUUCCAAAAUGGUGCAUCUUAGAGAUGACAAGUGAUGGAUUCCAAAGAUGACCUUCCAACCAAGGCAGAUUGUGACUUUUGCUGACUUCUUGUUUUGGUUGCUUGUUGUAGUUGUUUUUUGUUUUUUUUAAUCACCCUUUUUAUAUUUCUACUCUGUUUUUGGAAUCUGUCAUUAUGUAAAGAUUUCUCACUGUUUUGGUGAUGCUGCACUGCUCCAUGCAACUUUCUCAUGGUGAGACAGUUCUCUGAGUGUCCAGAAUCUGCUGUUUGCACCAUUUUCAUUUUUAACUUAACAAAAUUGGAAUCUCAUGCAAUAAAACAUGUACUGGAUGCAUUUAGCAGGGUUUAUACUUGUAAAGUGAAAAAAGAUCAACAGUGGGACAUUAUGGAAUCUGUAUUUAGUUUUUUGUUGGGGGCUUUUUUUGUUUUGGGGUUUUUUUGUAAAAUUAUUAAAUUAAACUGGCUAAUA